AUGUUGCAAGAGAAUGUGGCACUGUUUGCGUGUCUCUGCGCAUGUGCAGCGGUAUUCUUGCCACUGGCUGUGGCACGCAGCUACAGCAAUGGACUGAUCUUCUAUGAGCUUGCCACAAACACAGCGUACUUGCCACCAACGGUGAGCGUGUCACGUGGCCGCAACUUGGCCAGCGUCAAAUACUCGGAGAAGGGUUCAAUAUGGUCGACCUUCGGCCAGCCGUGUGUGUGCCGCGGUGUGGCAUGCGGCUGUUGUGCCGGCCUCAAGGUCGAUCAAUACAAGUUCGAUCAGAAAGUUUGCGCGAACAUUACAUUCGUGCCACAACUGGAGGAGGCACAACUGGAGGUCUUUCUGAACGAGCGACCCUCAUCCAAAUAUGGCAUCUCUUUGCGCAAUCCCACGCCCUUCUGCAUACCCGUGAUGAUGGGCGUGCCCAUGGCCAUGUGCGUUCAGCUAACCGAUAUUGCCAUGGUCAACAACAAUCUCAACAUGUGCAUGGACUUUGUGGUCCGUCUGGCGACAACGGAUCUCUUCGAGAUGCAUUUCCAGUGCAUGAGAAUGGGACUCAAUGGACUGCAAUAUGUGGAUAAGAACGGGAAACCCGUGUUGCCGCCACCAGCGACGGAUCUUCUGGCGGAUGAGGAGGAGGACCAGGAGCAUGAGCAGGAUCUGGAGGAGGAGCAGGACCAGGAGCAGAAGCAGCAGGCGGAUGAAAAGGAGCAGAUUGAGGAGGAGAAGGAUUCAAUUGAUUAUGAUUAUGCAGAGUUGCAAGAGGAGCAGCAGCAAGAGGAGAUGGAGGCGGAUCAGGAGGAGUUGCUAAAGAAGGAGCAGCAGGAAAAGGAAAAAAAGGAACAGGAGGAGUUAGAAAAACAGGAGAAAGAAAAACAGGAAAAGGAAAAACAGGAAAAGGAGCAGCUGGAAAAAGAGCAACUGGCAGAAGAGCUUCAAAAGGAGAAGCUGCAGCUAAUGCAACUGGCAGAGGAGAUGGAGAGUGAGACGCAACAAAAGCUGGAGGCGGAGGCGGAGUCCGAUUUGGAGUCGGAGUCGGAGCUAGAGCCAGAGCCACUGCCCAUUGAAAGUGAAAUGCUAAUGGCGGGAGAUCAAGAGGCGGCAACAGCUGACGAUGAGGAGCUCAAAGAGGAGGAAGAGGAGGAGCAAGAAGAAGCUGAAACAGUGGAGGAAAAUCAUAAUGUGCAGGGUCAGGAGCAAGAGGAGCAACAACUAGCUGAUAAUAUUGCUGGCGAGAGUGAAUUGCAACUAAACGAAGUUGGCAGCAAUACAACAGCAGCAACAACAGAG
Molecule: messenger RNA, 1299 nt
Organism: Drosophila innubila
Lineage: Eukaryota; Metazoa; Arthropoda; Insecta; Diptera; Drosophilidae
Exons: 3
Source: RefSeq, a predicted model, not a curated record